Molecule: messenger RNA, 4311 nt
Organism: Cotesia congregata
Lineage: Eukaryota; Metazoa; Arthropoda; Insecta; Hymenoptera; Braconidae
Source: the annotation of a GenBank genome assembly
AUGGAAUACCCGUUGGACUUUUUUAAUCAUCAGAAACCUAUUCCACCUAUGAACUUACAUCGAAGUGCAAGAAAACGAACACCGAUGACGUCUAAUCUUGCGGACUGUUCAUUGAGUGGUGGUAGCAUGCAAUCACUUGCUGUUACUAUUGCCAGCGGCACUGAUUAUGCUGAUGAGUAUAUUCAGAAAGAACAAGAUCAAAUGUUUGAGGCAUCAAAGUACUUUCGACCCGAAGAAAACACGUUUGAUCAAAUGUCUAUCGGUACUGAACAGCCUCUAGAUGAAGAGAAAGCCCAGGAAUUGUCGCGUCUCUACAAAACUUACAAUCUAACAUACACACCAAAGGCUAACCUUGCGAUUAAAACAAUACAAGAAAAAAUAGUUGCUGCUGUCGCUGCUGAACCAGUUAUUAUUAUUCAAGGACCUACGGGGUGCGGUAAAACUACCCAAGUCCCUCAAUUUAUCAUGGAUUAUUGCUUUAAACGACAUCUACCCUGUAAUAUAAUAGUAACCCAACCACGCAGAAUUGCCGCCUUAAGUAUUGCCAAAAGAGUUAGCGAGGAACGAGAGUGGCCGGUAGGAUCAAUCGUCGGAUACAAAGUCGGAUUGUCUCACAACGUUUCACAAGAUACACGGCUAACUUACUGUACAACUGGUGUAUUAUUACAAAGAUUAAUCGCAACAAAAACAUUGACUGAUUUUACACACAUCAUAAUCGACGAAAUUCACGAACGUGAUCAAGAUAUGGACUUCUUAUUACUCGUCGUUCGCAAACUAUUAUUCCUAAAUUCUCACAACGUCAAGAUUAUUUUAAUGUCUGCGACUUUUGAUGUAAAGAAAUUUUCUGAUUACUUUGCAUCUUACGUAGGACGCACUUUAACACCAGCCAUAAUUCUCGAUGUUGAGAAGAGAAAUUUUUUUCAAGUUCGAAACUUUUACAUUGAUGAAUUACAAUCAUUGAGGCCAAUACCAGAUGUAGUAUUAUCAGAGCCUCGAGUCACUAAAGAUAUGAUUGAAUUUGCUUGCAGAUUAAUGGGAAUAAUGGAUGAAGUUGAUAGAAAAUCAAAGGCAGAAAGUUUAAAUAAAAAUGAAUCGCGUCGACCAGGAGUUUUAGUCUUUUUACCGGGCAUUCAUGAAAUCGAAGAAAUGCACAGCUUCAUGAAACAUGACAGAUUCUCAGAAUUCAAAUGGGAUAUUGUUGUUCUUCAUUCUUCUAUCACCACCGAAGAACAACAGCGAGUGUUUACACUACCACCCAGAGGAUUUCGUCGAGUUAUUUUGUCAACCAACAUCGCAGAAAGCAGUAUCACUGUUCCUGAUGUCAAGUUUGUCGUUGAUUUUUGUCUAACUAAGCAACUGACGACCGAUCCUAACACAAAUUUCCAGUGUCUUGAACUCACGUGGGCUAGUAAAUCGAACUGCGAACAACGAGCUGGCAGAACUGGGCGUGUAAUGGAUGGACGAGUCUAUCGGCUGGUGCCCAAAGAAUUUUACAAAAAAUUACCAACUGAAAAUCCACCAGAAAUUGUAAAAGCUCCUCUUGAACAAGUUGUCCUACGUUCAAAGAUAAUUGAUUUAGGACCACCCAAAGCUAUACUGGCUCUUGCACUAGAUCCUCCCGAUUUAAGUAAUCUCCAACGCACGAUACUGUUGCUCAAAGAAUCCGGAGGAUUAAUUAGCUUUGAUGGUGAUGAAGAUUUAGAUGGGGAGUUGACAGAUCUUGGACGCAUCAUGGCCUCUCUUCCUAUUGAUAUUCAUAUUGGAAAAAUGAUUGUUCUCGGUCACAUGUUCAGUGUCCUCAGAGAGGCAAUCAUCAUCGGUGCUAGUAUGGCAGUAAAGAACAUGUUCAGCUCUCCCUUCCAACUCAAACUAAAAUCUUACGACGCUAAGUUGAUGUGGUCACAGUACACGAACAGUGAUGCUAUUUCUUUUUUGCACGCUUACAAUGUAUGGAUGCGUGAAAAAUCAUCAGGUCGCAUCAAGACUGAUAAAGAAGAAAAAGAAUGGGCACGUACGAGUUGCUUACAAAUAAGAGUUUUGAGGGAAAUCGAUGCUACUGUAAAAGACAUUACACAGAGAUUGGCAAAAAUCGGGAUUAAAGAGACCUACGGGUCUGGUAAAGUUGAUUUAGAUGGCGAACAACGUUACUUUGUAUUGAAAAUUGUUAUUGCUGGUGGAUUUUACCCACAUUAUUUUAUUACUCAUUCACCACAUGAUGAAACUUCGAAGAUGAAAUUAAUUGGUGGACUUGACCCGUUAAAAACAGUGUACUUACAAGGAUGGCCUUUUGAUCAACCGCCUUUACUUUACGCAAAACGCUUUCAGCACGUUUUUGAAAACUGUUCUAGCUACAGUCCUGAGAGUAUCAAAGUAAACUUCGACAAUUCUAAUCGUAUUUAUGUCACGUUCACUAAAGUAGAAAGGGAUGAAUCAGAAGAUGUCAACAAAAGACUUGAACAAAUUCCUCUUCCUGUUUACCGGGCAAUAAAAAUGCGUUCCGUAGGUCCUCAAAUUGAAAUUCCCGUUCUCAAGCCAGAAGACUCAAUUGCAUUAACUGAAAAAUUGAACAUUCCCAAACAGAAACCGAUGGAUAUAUACUCUAAUGAUCAAGAAGUUACUGAACUUCCAUCAAGUGGAGUACGACCUGUUCUACCAAAAUUAGAUGAAACUGAUUUAGUAAUUUCUGUCUGUCGGUUCGUAGACCCCGGUCAUUUUUGGGCUCACAAUAAAUCCACGCGCACCGUUCAGCACUGUCAAUUCAUAAAGACUUAUAUUAAAGAAAUAGAUCCAGAACAUAAGCUCAACGCUCCUACUUCACCACCUGUUAUCGGAUCUAUCGUACUGGCUCCAUGGAUGUCUAAAACCAAGGAAGUUAGUUAUUGUCGUGCUGAAGUCCAGUCAGUGACAAUGGUCUCGAAGCAGAAUAAAUUUGUUCAAGUAUUCUUCGUAGAUUAUGGGUUCAAUCAACGCAUUGCUCUUGGUGACUUGAGACUUCUCCCCAAUGAAAAUCAGAUUACUGAAUUACCAGCGCUGGCAUUUGAAUGCGUUCUGUCAAAUAUUCAACCUUCUGCUAUGAACAAUUUGACUGGUGGGUGGUCUAAGCAAGCUAUUCAAAACUUCCGUGAUUUGUUGAAAACAUCUAUCGAACAGCGAGGCAAAGUUUAUUCUGUUGUCAACAGCGUUGUGUCUAUGAGUUUAACUUGCAUUACUCAAAAGGGUGACACGAUAGAUGUAGGAAAUUAUUUGAUAAAAAAAGGUCUCGCUGAACAUCAGGAAGAAAAUUUCUUAUCAAAAUCUAAUCAUGAAAUUCGGCAACAAGUCAAAGAACUUACCAUGGACGUCAAAAAUCAUUAUGAACGCUUGCAGUACAAUCAGAACAGUAUUGUUGAAGAUUAUCCUGAACCUCCACCAAAAGAAAAGUGUACAAAUUCUGUAAAAAUGCGUGGACCAUUUUCCCCAUUGGAAGUUGAAAUAUCUAGCUUAACAAAUGCUGGAUCAGGUCGCAAAGUUGUCGUCAGUGAUUCAUCAGUUAAUUCUGUUAUCAUGGACGAUAAUCCAGUUAAUCCUCAUCAACGAUUACUCAUUGCUGGAUCCAUAAAUGAAAGUGCUGUUACACACAAUCUUACACUGUACAACACUACUCUUAUGCCAAGUAUCCCGGGAUUACUUCCUCUUUUGUGUCUGAUUUUUGCGCCACAAAUUGAACUGAGGAGUAAUUCGUUCGGCACUCAGUACAUCGGUGUCCUUUGUGGCUUGGGCUAUCACGAGAAAUCUCAACAUAGUAUUUUCCCCGAGCAUGACAUGCCGAUCCCAUUUGACGUCGAAAUCACGAUGACUGAUUUGCAACUCAUCAAUCAGCUGAGACAUUUGAUGAGUCAAGGUAUUUUCAUUGAUGAAGGUAAUCAGGAACCCGCUGAAACAAUUUUAACAUGCCAGCGUCGUAUCAAUGAAAUUCUCUUUAAGAUAAUUAACCAAAAGCGAAAGCCAGUCAAAUCAGAAGUCGAUUUAUGCCGUUCAGUUUGGUGUCGCUACAAUAAAGAGCUAUUUUUGAAACCUGGACCUUUUGCUGACUCUAAACAAGGAAUAUUUAAACUUCAUUGGGCGUUGGAAUUACAAGAAAAAAAUGAAUUUAAAGAAUCAAUGAUUGAACACUUGACUGAGUUGAAAAAAAUCGCGUCAAUGAGUUACCGUGAUUAUCUUGGUGAACCGAUAGAAUGCAAAUUGUGUAAGCUCAAAGUUUAUGGUGUAUCCAACCUGCGUUUACAUAUUAGUUCUGAUGAACAUUAUGUGCGUGAAAACUCAUUGAAAUAA